CUUGGAGCAGCGAGCGGGCGAGCGGACGGGCGGGGGCGGGGCGGCCCGUGCGGCGGCGCGGUAUGGCGGGCGGGGCUCGGGAGGUGCUCACUCUGCAGCUGGGCCAUUUUGCGGGUUUCGUGGGCGCUCACUGGUGGAACCAGCAGGAUGCUGCGCUGGGCCGAGCGGCCGACGCCGAGGAGCCACCGGGAGAGCUGUGCCCCGACGUCCUCUACCGGACGGGCCGGACGCUGCACGGCCAGGAGACCUACACGCCACGACUCAUCCUCGUGGAUCUGAAGGGUAGUCUGAACUCCCUAAAAGAGGAAGGUGGACUGUACAGAGACAAACAGCUGGAUGCUGCAAUAGCAUGGCAGGGGAAGCUCACCACACACACAGAGGAAUCCUGUCCAAAGAACCCUUAUCUCCAGGACCUUUUGAGUGCAGAGGACUGAUUAUGUGAACAGGACGGUGACUGUAGGGUGUGGCUAGCAAACCUGGGAAAGACACAUCAACCUUUGCCUCUAAACAUCUACCAGGAGCUAAAUGUUGAUUUUUCUCACCCCUCCCAGGGAGUGCUUAGCGAUGGUGUGUGGCGGGUUAAAUCCAUUCCCGACGGCAAAGGUCCCCCACCACUCACCCCAGCUGCAACUCCAAAACCACUUACGCCCUCAGAGGGCAGCAUCAGAGUGUGGUCGGACUUCCUCCGUGUCCAUCUCCAUCCCCGGAGCAUCUGUGUGAUUCAGAAGUACAACCAUGAUGGGUAUGGGGGUC
Molecule: messenger RNA, 753 nt
Organism: Carlito syrichta (Philippine tarsier)
Lineage: Eukaryota; Metazoa; Chordata; Mammalia; Primates; Tarsiidae
Product: protein misato homolog 1-like
Exons: 6
Coding region: 63-434 (123 amino acids)
Biological process (GO): mitochondrion distribution
Cellular component (GO): cytoplasm
Source: RefSeq, a predicted model, not a curated record